AUGGUUGUCUUUCGCUCUUGGCUGCUCUGCGUUUGCAUCACCCUCCAGUACUUGUGCUUCCUCUUUUUUCUCCCCUCGUUCUCGUUCGGGAGGAAACCUCGGAGUCCUCGUUUCCCGAAAGAAGAAACGAAUAGGAACGACAGUCGUGUGAUUCAAACGCGAUUUUUGAUGCAACUGUGCGCGUGUUUGCUUGGAUUUCUCCUCGUUUUGUGGUGGUUGAGAGAGACGAUGUCUUUUGAGGAGGUGUUCGUGAUGGUGUGCACGGGUGGGGAAACGAAGAAGAACUUUCUCAUCAGCUCGUCGAAAAUGUUUGGUAUUCUUGGUGUCGCGAUGGAUGUGACGACGGACCUCUUCUUUGGUCUCGCGGUGACGGGUUUAGUGUAUCUCGGACCGGUGGUGUGCGCGGUCUUUCGAUCAUCCGCGAUGAUGCAUCAGCGGUCAGGUGAUGAUGAUUACGAUGAGAACGAGGAUGAGAACAACGAGCACAACCUUAAAAUUAUCGACGGUAUGUUUCGAUUCUUAUUCGGACACCACCGCGAAAACGCGGAACGAUACGGCCGGCUCGUUCCGAUUCGAGAUGUACUCCUCGCGCCGUUCUUCGAGGAGUUCGUCUUCCGCGGCUUGUUGCUCACCGUCCUCCUCGGUACCGGCUUUGAUGAGGGAACUAGGACGACGAGCGGCAGCGCCGCCGUCUCGACGAGGAGCGCGGUGUACGUCAGUCCGCUUUUCUUCGGUUUCGCGCACAUCAACCACUAUUUCGCGCUGAAAAAAGUCUACGGCUCUGCGAAAGCCUCGCGAUUCGUUUUGUUCCAGUGCAUCUACACGACUGCGUUCGGCGCGCUCGCUGGUACCAUAUUCUGGCGGUGCAAAGCCGGCCUCGCCGGCGCGUGGAGUUUACACGCGUCCAUGAACGCGUUCGGCGUGCCUGAUUUUCGACCGUUUCGUCGAAAAACCAAUGCGUUUGAGCCGCCGCAUUUUAGAAGAGGAAGGAGGAAUAAUAGCGAUGAUUAUAAUAGCGGGGGCGUUAAAGGAAAACAUUUCAACGCGAAGAUCAUCAACUGGUUGGAGAGAAUCUGUUACGUUCUCGGCCCUCUGGUCGCGCGCGAAUUCGUUCGGAGUAGGAUUGUAGUUUAG
This is a messenger RNA of Bathycoccus prasinos, 1134 nucleotides long. RefSeq lists its product with no specific name. Gene Ontology annotation, molecular function: metalloendopeptidase activity. NCBI's taxonomy places the organism in Eukaryota, Viridiplantae, Chlorophyta, Mamiellophyceae, Mamiellales, Bathycoccaceae. Gene Ontology annotation, biological process: CAAX-box protein processing. The transcript has a single exon. Gene Ontology annotation, cellular component: endoplasmic reticulum membrane. Bases 1 to 1134 code for a protein of 377 amino acids. The record is from RefSeq and is a predicted model, not a curated record.